AAUAUACGCUUGUUGAGAAACAAAUUUAAUUUGUUUUGCUGUUUCUUAUUCAGCUAAAUAUAAACGCUAAUUUACUUAAUGCACUUUUGAGUAUAAAAGCUUGCUUGCAUGGUCGCAGCACUUUUAUAUAAUAUAAAAAUGUACAUAUAUACCACAACACAUAAUCGCAUUAAUGUCAAUGAGUGUAAUAUGUAGGAGCUUGCAACACAAAGCUCAAUCUACUGGCAUUCAUUUCUGCGGCCACCUGUCAACCAGAAAAAGCUGCUGUAGAUGUACACUUAUGAAGUUCAAGUUCAUACAACAACAAAUGCAAUGGAAUUAACACGAAAGCGAUUGCUUUGCAGUUUCAUUUCCACGCUGCCGUCGGUGUGGGUAGGCAUCCAAUGUUGGCGGCGUUGUUGGUGUGGCCGCCAAGUUGGCUUUGUCACCUCAACAAGUGUUCGUUUUUACAACAACAACAAGCAGCAACUCUUAGCGCUGCGCUCACGUCAGCAGAAGUAAACAAAGUUUCGUUUUACAUGGUCAUUACAUGCCCCUGGCCUCCCUCUCAUUUAAGUGCUGCUGCCACUGUUAAUGGAUUUUUCGCGCAUGCGCCGCAGCCAAACGCUCUAAUCGCAUUUUCCUUCGUUCGAAAUUUAUUAAAAUUCGACUGACAUUUGUGAGUCAAUUGUCAGUUGUGAAAAUUGCUGCAACAGCUGCAGCCCCGCAAUAAAAAGUGUUAUAUAUUUUCGCUAAAAGCUAAAGAAAUUGUUAAAAAUAUAAUAGAAAGUUUGUCUAAAUAUUAUUUUGAAGUUAAAAGUGGCUAAGACUGUGUAAAACAACACCAAAGAAGCUGAAACGCAAUUUACAAGCCUAAAAGUAUGCAACGUUUUUGCGACAUAUGUUAGGUAGUAACAGCGCACUUUUGCAUAACCCAAAGGGAUAGGAGCUCCGGUGCACACGCACUCAACUUUCAACAUUUGCCAUUGGUUAAAUCAGCGUUUGCAGCGUAUGUGCUUCCCAGUCGUUGCUUCUUAGUGUGUUUCAAACAGCUGCGCUCGCCGUCAAUAUGCCCAGUACACGUCGCAUCAUUCUCGGUCACGUUAUGUCGGGUUUGUGCUCCAAAAUGAACCGCACAAAGCCCGUGCCUGCGGAUGUCAUGGAGACGCCACUAAAGCGUUGCCUCAACACCUUCGACAUCACGCUUUUGGGCAUUGGGCACAUGGUUGGCGCUGGCAUUUAUGUGCUCACCGGCACGGUGGCGAAGGAUAUGGCCGGUCCUGGCAUAAUACUAUCCUUCAUUUUGGCCAGUUUCGUAUCACUUUUAGCCGCGCUCUGCUAUGCGGAGUUCGGCACACGCGUUCCCAAAGCAGGCUCCGCCUAUGUCUAUACCUACAUCUCGAUUGGUGAGUUCUGGGCCUUUGUUAUCGGUUGGAAUAUUCUAUUGGAGCAUAUGUUGGGUGCAGCUUCGGUGGCGCGUGCCUGGAGCGGGUAUGUGGACUCGAUGCUGGACGGUUGGAUUGGUAAUACGACACUCGCCAUAACCGGUGAGCUGCAUGAGCAAUUGUUUGCACGUUAUCCCGAUAUUUUGGCAUUUCUGGUGUGUCUGGUUUAUGCUGCUGCCUUGGGUAUCGGCGUUAAGGCCACGGUCGUUUUCAAUAGUUUGUUGACUUCUGUGAAUAUUGCCGUAAUGAUUUUGGUUAUCGGUGUGGGUUUCUGAUAUGCGGAUACAAAGAAUUGGUCAGAGGCGGAGGGUGGGUUUCUGCCUUAUGGUGUUGGUGGUGUUAUAGCUGGUGCGGCCACAUGUUUUUAUGCUUUCGUUGGUUUCGACUCCAUAGCCACGUCGUCGGAGGAGGCCAAGAACCCGUCAAUAUCUAUUCCUAUAGCCACUUUACUUUCGCUCAGCGCCGUUACAGUCGGUUAUAUUUUGGUCUCCGCAGCGCUCACGCUUAUGAUACCGAUUCGUGAAAUCAACCCUGCUGCUUCGUUGCCCGAAGCCUUCGGACAAAUGAAUCUCUAUUGGGCCAAGUAUGUGAUCUCUAUUGGCGCACUUUGCGGCAUGACCACCACACUUUUGGGUUCGUUAUUUGCGUUGCCUCGUUGCAUGUAUGCCAUGGCCUCGGAUGGGUUACUCUUCAGCUGCUUUGGUCGCAUCAAUACCACCACGCAAGUUCCCGUGCUCAAUCUUGUGGUUUCCGGUUUUCUAAGCGCUAUACUAGCGCUGCUCUUUGAUUUGGAGAAGCUCGUGGAGUUCAUGUCGAUUGGCACAUUACUUGCCUACACCAUCGUCUCGGCCAGUGUUAUUAUACUGCGCUAUCGACCGCUGGCCAGCCAAGAGCAUGCUAUCUACGCGCCCGACACACCGGACGAGGAUGAUGAGGACAACACCUCACAGUCAAGCAUCGAUACCGCCUCACCUACAAGUGACUUGAUAGAGGGUGCACUCGCUGGACGUCUCAAACCACAAUUUCGUUGGCUCGAACCACUACUCGGUCGCUUUGAACCCGGCGCCGCUGUAUCUGCUGCGGUGCUACUCUUUUCAGUGCUUAGUUUUGCGAUUUGCUUCCAACUCGAGGUAUCCUGGUCGGAGCUUUAUAGGGGCACUUGGUGGGCGCUCUUGCUUUACGGUUUUAUGAUUUUCAUAGCUGGCGCUUGCGUCGCCGUGAUUGCGGUACAUCAUCAGAACACGCGCGGACUCAACUUCAAAGUGCCGCUCGUGCCCUUCGUGCCGGCGCUAAGCAUUUUCUGUAAUAUUGUGCUGAUGGUGCAUCUGAGCGCGCUCACCUGGCUGCGUUUCUUUAUCUGGGUCGCUGUCGGCAUGUUGAUCUACUUCCUAUACGGCAUACAUCACAGCAAAGAGGGUGAGGUGUGCUCUUCCUAUUCCAUGUUAAUGACCUCAACGGAGGCGGGCAAGUCGCAUUGGGGUGCUACGGGUGGCGGUUUCACCAUCAGUUUGACUGGCAGUGGAGGCGCUGGUGUCAUUAAGCGUACAGUCUUGCAGCGUUUCAUUGGUAGAAAAAUGGAUGAUAAGAAACCGAUUGUCGAGGAAGAGGAUGUAGAUGAAGUAGACGAAGAGGGACACACGUAAGCGGUUGGCGUUGGGAAGCAGUGCAAAGCAACAAGUAACUACUAUGAUUUUUGAUUAACUGUACUAUGCGAAUUGGGAACGGUAUGGAAUUUACUUUAAAACAUUUAAUGUGGCGCAGAAGUAUUUGAAUAAGAUUUUGUGAUUUUUUUUUUAUUAAAGCAUGUUUAGAUUUGUUUUUAAUUAAAUGUGUCAGCAAAUUGUUUUUUUUUUUUAUUUGUUAGUUAUGGGAGCGCCAAAUCAAACGCGUGACGUAUGACUGUUGCUACUUAAACUUUUUCUUUGCUACUUACUCAAGCGUCAGGGAGCGUUCAAAUGCCCGUAGCAUGAGUCAUGCGUCAAGCUUAAUGCAAGCACAAACAUGUUUAAUUAGAAUUUCGUUUUUCAUAUGAAAGUCUCGAAGUGAAAAAGUCAAUUCGCAAAAUUCGCAAAAUUCGACCUUAUUUGAUUAUCUUUCAGUCAGCACAGUGCGGUUUUGUGACAUAAUAUUUUAUAAAUGUAUUGAAAUGCUUAAGCAUAAAACUCUAGCGACCAGCCAGUUAGCGCUUUAUGCAUUAUAUGUACAUACAAACAUACAUACAUGCAUUCAUACACAGUUUAUGUUCUACAUACAAGUUUAUGACUAAUUAUUACGCUGGAUAAGCAUUGAAAAAGUAUUAAGAAUAUAUUUCGAAAUGUUAUUUUUUCACUUCUUGCAUUUAAAAUUACUUAACUCAAAACAAGCAUUUAAUUAAUACUAAAAAAAAAAUAUUUCAUUUGCAGAGCUAACAUACUUACUAUGCACGAGAUAUGUAGAUAAAAAAAAAUAUUUUUUCAAAUUUCAAAUAUUUUUUUUAAAUAUAUUUUUUCAAAUUUCAAAUAUAUUUUUUAAAUAUUAAUUUUUCAAAUAUUUUUUUUUUAAAUAUUAAUUUUUCAAAUUUUUUUUUCUUAGCUUUCAUGCAUAAAUUGUAAAAUAUAAACUGAGGAAAAAACUACAGAUUUUAUGAAGCCAAACUAACUUACUAUAAACUAUACAAUAAAAUUUUUAUUUGAAAACAAAGUUAAUUAGCAUUUCAUGUCUAGAGAAUAUGUGUAAUACAUGCAUACAAAUAUAUUUUCUAAUAAAACGUUAUUAUUACGCAUAAGAAAAAUAUGGAUUUACAAUAAAUUAAUACUCUGCGUGGUGAAGAGAAAACUUUGCGUGAUUUGUCUACAGUGAAGUACACAAGAACGGUAAUAACCAAAAGAAAUAAGUAAAAAGCAAUUUCCCAAUAAAAUAAAAAA
Molecule: messenger RNA, 4327 nt
Organism: Bactrocera oleae (olive fruit fly)
Lineage: Eukaryota; Metazoa; Arthropoda; Insecta; Diptera; Tephritidae
Source: RefSeq, a predicted model, not a curated record